AUUGGCGCAGCUUUUAGCAGCAACUGCUACAGCACAUAUUCUGUUUUCUACAGUCAUUCUUUCGGUAUAUCCAGCUAUGGAUAUGGAUGGUGCCAGUUCAGUGGUGCUGCAGGCCUUAACACAAGCGACCAGCCAGGACACCGCCGUGCUGAAGCCCGCGGAGGAGCAGCUCCGACAGUGGGAGACUCAGCCGGGCUUCUACUCUGUCCUUCUGAAUAUCUUCAAUAACCACAUGCUGGAUGUGAACGUUAGGUGGCUCGCUGUGCUGUACUUCAAAAAUGGCAUUGACAGAUACUGGAGGAGAGUGGCGCCUCAUGCUUUAUCAGAAGAGGAGAAGACCUCAGUGCGUGCUGGACUCAUCACAAACUUCGAUGAGCCCGUCAAUCAGAUAGCCACCCAGAUCGCAGUACUGAUAGCCAAGGUGGCCCGUCUGGACUGCCCCAGGCAAUGGCCAGAGCUCAUCCCCAUUCUCCUGGAGUCUGUGAAGGGUCAGGACGGCCUGCGGCAACACAGGGCGCUGCUCACCUUCCAUCAUGUCACCAAAACCCUCGCGUCCAAACGUCUGGCUCAGGACAGACGGCUCUUUCAGGAUCUGGCGUCGGGCAUCUACAGCUUCGCGUGCUCCCUCUGGAGCCACCACACCGACUGCUUCCUCCAGCAGAUCUAUGCCAGAGAAGAGGCCGCGGCGCUCGCCUCACUGGAGAGGACGCUGCUCUCUCUUAAAGUGCUUCGCAAGUUGACUGUCUUCGGAUUCCACGAGCCACAGCAGAAUAUGGAAGUGAUGGGUUUCCUGACCGCAGUGUUUGAGAGGAUAAAACAGUUCUUGGAAUGCUCUCGACAUGUCGGUCCAGACAGCACAUGCAGAGAAAAGCUGGAGAAGAUGAUCAUAUUGUACACUAAAGUUUUGUUAGAUUUCCUGGAGUACCAUCCGUGUGCAUUCAUACCCCUAAUCCAGCGCGCCCUGGAGUUUGCCGUCAGCUACCUGUUCACACCAGCAGGGGAAGGAGUGACCUUUGAACGCUUUAUUGUUCAGUGCAUGAACCUCAUCAAGAUAAUCGUAAAGAAUGACGCCUACAAACCUUCCAAGAACAUUGAAGACAGCAAACCAGAGAGUCUGGAAGCUCACAAAAUCAAGACGGCAUUCUUCACACACCCCACACUGACGGAGAUUGCCCGCCGGCUCGUCUCACACUACUUUCUUCUCACAAAAGAAGAGCUGGCAAUGUGGGAAGAGGACCCCGAGAGCUUCGCUGUAGAAGAAACAGGCGGUGACUCUUGGAAAUACAGUCUACGGCCCUGUGCAGAAGUAUUGUUCCUGGACAUCUUCCACAACUACAACCAGACGCUGAUACCGGUGCUACUGGACAUGGUUCAGAAUCUCCAGGGCCCAACCAAUGUGGAAGACUCGGCUCAGCUGCUGAUGAAGGAUUCAGUAUACAACGCGGUGGGACUGGCGGCGUAUGAGCUGUUUGACAACGUCGACUUUGACCAGUGGUUCAAGAAUCAGCUUCUUGGAGAGCUGCAAGUCAGCCAUCACAGAUACAAGUUUAUUCGCCGACGAGUCAUCUGGCUAAUAGGACAGUGGAUCUCUGUCAAGUUCAAAUCUGACCUUCGACCUCUACUCUAUGAGGUCAUCCUGAGCCUCAUGCAGGACCCUGACUUGGUGGUGCGGAUUGAGACGGCUACAACCCUGAAGCUCACUGUCGACGACUUUGAGUUCCGGACCGAGCAAUUCCUCCCAUACCUGGAGUCCAUCUUCGGGCUGCUCUUCCAGCUGUUGCAGCAGGUGACGGAGUGCGACACUAAGAUGCAGGUGCUCCAUGUCAUCUCCUGUGUCAUUGAAAGAGUGAACAUCCAGAUCCGUCCAUACGUAGGCUGUCUGGUGCAGUACCUGCCGCUGCUCUGGAAGCAAUCCGAAGAGCACAAUAUGCUUCGAUGUGCCAUCCUCACGACGCUCAUCCACCUGGUGCAGGGCCUCGGGUCGGAGUGUAAGAACUUGUACUCGUUCCUCCUCCCUGUCAUCCAGCUCAGCACCGACGUGACCCUGCCGCCGCAUGUGUAUCUGCUGGAGGAUGGACUGGAGCUUUGGUUGGUGACUUUGGAGAACAGCCCAGCCAUCACCCCGGAGCUGCUCCGAAUUUUCCAGAACAUGUCAGCAUUGCUGGACAUGAGCUCCGAGAACCUGCGCACCUGUUUUCAGAUCGUUAAUGCCUACUUAUAUUUGUCUGCCACAGACUUUCUGCAGAACUAUGCAGAAUCUUUGUGUCGGUCUUUCUGCAACCUGCUGAAAGACAUCACGAAUGAGGGACAGGUUCAAGUGCUCAAGGUGGUAGAGAUAGCUCUGAAGGUGAGCCCCGUACUGGCGGCCCACAUCUUCCAGCCCCUGCUGCCAGCGGUCUUCAGAGGCAUUGUGGACGGCGAGAGGUAUCCCGUGGUGAUGUCUACCUACCUAGGAAUCAUGGGCCGCAUCCUGCUCCAGAACUCCAGUUUCUUCUCCUCCCUGCUCACUCAAAUGGCCUCCGAGUGCAGCCAGAAGAUGGACCAGUUGUUGGGCGGCGUGAUCGAGAUGUGGGUCGACCGCAUGGACAACAUCACUCAGCCGGAGAGGAGGAAGCUGUCGUCGCUGGCUCUGCUCUCCCUCCUCCCGUCUGACAACAGUGUGAUCCAGGACAAGUUCUGCGGCAUCAUCAACAUCACCGUCGAGGCCCUGCACGAUGUGAUGACGGAAGAUACCGAAACGGCCACCUUCAAAGACUGCAUGCUGAUGAGCCAUUUUGAGGAGCCCAAGCUGAGCGAGGAUGAGGAGCCACCAACGGAGCAGGACAAGAGGAAGAAACUGUUGGCCCUGGAGGACCCGGUGCACAGCGUCUCCCUGCAGCAGUUUGUGUACGAGAAGCUGAAGGCGCAGCAGGCCAUGAUGGGGGACCAGAGCUUCGGGGUCCUGAUGGAGACCGUGGACACGGAGCUGGUCAGGCAGCUCCAGGAGUUCCUCAAAGGCCUCUGAAUCGCAUCCGUGUUCCUUUUCUACGUUUCACAAACGCCCACCCACACCUCAAUUCUCCAAAAUGAACCGCAAGAGCUAUUAAUCUGCCCGGCGUGUGGACUAAUCCGACCCUCCCCGACCUCCAUCGAGGCUUUCGCCUUAUCUAGAUUCAGAGCGGUCCAAUGUUCCUCGGCUCACACGCCGCGUCCCUUUCCCCAUUAUCUGGAUUCCUUUACAUCCUUUUUUUAAAAUCAAGGUUUCCAAGGUACUUGGGAAAGGGUCAAAGAACCCCCCCCCCCCCCCACCACCCACACCGAAACCACAACAGAGCUUCCACUCCGUUGGUCGGUCGUUUUCUUGUUUCUGUGGUUUUGAGGUGGAACGGGUAUUAUAAACAUUUGGGGGGCGGGGGGGUUUGAGGAGUAGACCGGAAAUAAUCACCUGCAGGUGCCAAAGUAGGAUCCUCUGACUAUUUUUUACGGGGAAACGUACAAAUUGCAGCCGAAAUGUAGACGAAGCGACCGAGGCGUGUACAGAAUCUAUUCUUGAAGAGGAGAGAAGAAAACAUGUAAUUUUGUAUGUAUGUAAAGUACGGAUGAGAUUAUGCAGGAUGAUAUUUUACCGUUUAGUUUGUUUUUACUUUGUGUUCAUUUCUCUUCCAUUUCAAAGAAGAAAAAAUAAAGAAAUUUAAAAAAAGUGUUUCCAUAAGCGGAGGUCAAGUUGAAGUAACUCCUGAGAGAAGUUUUACUUUCACUUCGAGGGGAUCCAGUUUGGAUGUCACUGGGUGAUUUUUAAACGGUUGAUUUGUAAGAGUGCUGAACCACAUUUCUUUGUAUAUACAUACUGCUGCUAACUGUUGGAGCACUUUAAUAACCAAAAACUUUUCCACCUGUUUUCAUCUGUUCCUCAGUGAUCUUCUCACGGGUCUAAAGAAAAGCCUCAACGUGGUACAUCCAACUCCACCCUGACCCGUUGCCAUAUCUCAUGUCUCAGUGCUUUACUGACCAACCGCAAACGUAACAUGCCAACUAGGUUGUGUCUUUAAAAACACUUUGACAGCAUCUCAUUGGCUGUUAAAUAAGUGCUAUUAUGAGCCGCUGUGACUUUAUAAGUCCACAUGCAUUACGUCGCUGGGCUGCUCCACUGCGGAAUUAUUAGAAUGUUUUUCUUUUAUUUGAACAAUCGUUGAUGACCUUGUGGCAGAGGGGAGGCGUCGCUAAAUUUGGUUUUACUGGGGGGGGUUUUCAGGAGCUUGUGGCAGGCGGACAUGUUUCAUGCAAGAAAUUGGGUUUAAAAGAAAUAUAUCUGUUGUUGUCAUUUGAACCUCUUAAAGAGAUUUAGAUUGGAUCACCUUGUCUUUUAUACUCUACUCUUCUGGGAUUCACGGAUUAAUAUAGUUUUAUUUUCUCUUAUUUGAUCAAGCUCCGUGGGAGGGAGGUAAUCCUGACUCUCGCUCCUCACAGCCUGAUGCUUUCAUCCUUAUUAAACUCAAAAGAGCUUUCUUACUAUUCUGUUUUUUUCUUGACUCGUUAAACAGAAGACGAUUGCUGUGCUCGUAUUUCUUUCUUUCUUUUAAUGACGGCAAUUUUGAAGUACGCAGCGUAACUCUGGGCCAUGAAUUUGGUUAUGCUUUGAUGAGAAAUGAUCCGAGUUGCUUUUUCCAAAGCAUUUAAUAAAAUCAGCCAAAAUAUAUGUA
This is a messenger RNA of Pseudoliparis swirei, 4679 nucleotides long. It is a transcript of the gene ipo11, whose product is annotated as importin 11. Gene Ontology annotation, cellular component: nuclear envelope; cytosol. The record is from RefSeq and is a predicted model, not a curated record. The transcript has 30 exons. Gene Ontology annotation, biological process: protein import into nucleus. NCBI's taxonomy places the organism in Eukaryota, Metazoa, Chordata, Actinopteri, Perciformes, Liparidae. Gene Ontology annotation, molecular function: small GTPase binding. The coding region runs from base 77 to 3004 and encodes 975 amino acids.